Messenger RNA from Cheilinus undulatus (humphead wrasse), 1768 nucleotides. It is a transcript of the gene ube2m, whose product is annotated as ubiquitin conjugating enzyme E2 M. The transcript has 6 exons. The record is from RefSeq and is a predicted model, not a curated record. Bases 178 to 735 code for a protein of 185 amino acids. NCBI's taxonomy places the organism in Eukaryota, Metazoa, Chordata, Actinopteri, Labriformes, Labridae.
GGCUAGCUCGGCGGCUAGCUGCUCUCCUCAGUGUAAUUAGUUGAGACGCACCGGCUCCAUCUACAUCACGGUGCUGUUAGGACUGAACCGACUCCGUAAAAUUCACCUCACGACACAGACAGAGCGAGCACAACACAGGGACAUAGAGUACAGGCUUCACAUUAUCAAUAACUGAAGAUGAUUAAGCUCUUUUCCCUGAAGCAGCAGAAGAAAGACGAGGAAUCUGCUGGAGGAAACAGAACAGGAGCCGCGGGGAAAAAAGCCAGCGCGGCCCAGCUCCGAAUACAGAAAGACAUCAAUGAGCUGAACCUGCCAAAGACGUGUGAGAUCAACUUUCCUGACGAUGAUGACCUCCUUAACUUCAGACUCAUCAUCUCACCAGACGAGGGCUUUUACAAAGGAGGAAGAUUUGUCUUCAGCUUUAAGGUAGGACAGGGUUACCCCCACGACCCCCCCAAGGUAAAGUGUGAGACGAUGGUGUAUCACCCCAACAUCGACCUGGAAGGAAACGUCUGCCUAAAUAUCUUAAGAGAGGACUGGAAGCCUGUUUUGACAAUAAACUCCAUCAUCUACGGUCUACAGUAUCUAUUUCUAGAGCCUAACCCUGAGGACCCGUUGAACAAGGAGGCAGCAGAAGUCCUUCAGACGAACCGGCGUCUCUUUGAGCAGAACGUCAUUCGCUCUCUUAAGGGCGGCUACGUGGGCGCCACCUACUUCGAGAGGUGUCUUAAAUAACUCGGCGUCCUAUGAUCCUUCCCCCUCCUUCUCCCCUUACACUCCUUACCUCCCCUCUUCCCCUCCCUCUACCUUACCUCCCCUCCUCCAUCCCCUUUCCCUCCUCAGCCCUGCUCGUUGGCAGAAGCAGGAGCUGCGGCGACAGAAAGCAGCACGCCAGAAGACGCUUUUCUGUUUUAAAUCAAAAGAAGAUGACAAAGAAACCCCCGCCCUCUCCCUUCCUUCUUUCUCCUCCCUCUCCUCCCGUUUUUCUCUCUGUUGUAUUUCGAAGACGCAGCAUUCAAUCGUUUACACGCCAUGGGGGGACGCCGGCACACAACACAAACAGAAACUGGACUUGAAAAAGAUGGCCGACAGCGAGUGUCGGCCGGUGGUGAUGAUGAUGGAGUUGGGCUGGAGGAGGAAGAAGGGGAGAGGAUGGCGUGGGUGGUCAGUGAAUGUUGCUCGGGUGAUUCAGAGAACGCCACAACACUGAUGAUGAGAAUGAUGACGAUGAUAGCCACAUGAUUUCCUUUUAUUUUUUAUUUUGUGUGAGUGUGUGGCGCAGACGCCUGUGUCACAGGUGGUCAGAAGGACACGCCCCCCUCGCUGUCAAUGGGGCAGCAAACUCCAAACUCAAAAACACAGUUCAUACGCCAAGGGGGAGUCAGAGCUUUGUUACCACAAUUAGAUCUUGCACGCCUUAACAUAACAAUCAGCAAAACAGUAACUCUUAUUUCAGCCUGCAAUGACAUUGAAGUAUGCAGUCACCACUAGAGGGAGGGGUUGUGGAAAAGUGGGAGGGGUUUUGUGCACAGGAUGGCGGGGGCUUAAGAGCUGCAGUGACAGCAGGUUCGCCUUAAAGAGCUCUUAAAGCAGAACCACAAGAAGGAUUUCCUGUUUGUGAUGUCAGGCAAAAAUGUAUGCUGAUUGGACGUGUUUAUGCAAAUUUGUCAUCUCUGCAGGAAGUUUGGAGUUUGCUGCGAGUUUAAAGGGUGUCGCAGGGCGGAGCGUCGUGUCAGGUGGGCGGAAAUGUUGGGGGGGUCGGGGAUAG